AUGGGUGAAGAAGAAGAGGUGGUGGAAUCAACAACGCUGGAAGAAACACCAACAUGGGCAGUGGCUAUUAUUUGUGCAAUCUUGAUAACCAUUUCCCUUCUCCUUGAAUAUGGCCUCCAUCUUUUAACUAAGUUUCUUCAAAGAAACAGAAGGAGAUCUCUCAAUCAGGCUCUUUAUAAGAUGAAAUCAGAGUUAAUGCUUUUGGGUUUCAUCUCCUUGUUACUAACUGCAAGCCAAAGUUCAAUCUCUAAGAUUUGCAUUCCCAUGAGUGUUGGUGAGACCUACCUUCCCUGCCAGAACACUAUAAUUCCAAGUGAUGUAGUGGAAGAAUCCAUUUGCCAAGAGAAGGGAAAAGUUUCUCUUUUGUCAAGACAAGGUGUCCAAGAUCUCCAGUUCUUAAUGUUUGUGUUAGGCUUCUUUCAUGCUCUCUCUUGUGUUCUAGCCUUCGCUCUUGGGAUGGCCAAGAUGAGAAGAUGGGAAUCUUGGGAAGCAGAAACAACGACACUGGAAUAUCAAUUCACCAAUGACCCGAGGAGAUUCAUGCUCACCCAUCAGACAACAUUUGGAAGACGACAUAUGAAGUAUUGGAGCCAGCACCCUCUACUUCGCUGGCCUGUUUGUUUUCUUCGACAGUUUAAAGGGUCUCUCUCCAAAGACGAUUAUUUCACUCUUCGUCAUGGAUUCAUUAUGGCUCAUUUUUCUGGAGGGAAAAGUUUUGAUUUCCAAAAGUUUCUUAAAAGAGCUUUGGAUGAUGACUUUCAUGUAGUUGUUGGGACAAGUCUCUGGCUUUGGGUUUUCAUCAUAUUGUCCAUUUUCUUCAAUGCAUAUGGAUUCUACAGUUACUAUUGGGUUCCUUUCAUUCCUUUGGUGGUGCUUUUGUUAAUAGGGACAAAGCUUCAAGUUAUCAUAACUAGAAUGUGUUUCACAAAUGGUGAAACUGCCCCUUUUGUUAGAGGAACUUUCCUUGUGAAACCCAGUGAUGAUUUCUUUUGGUUUGGCCGCCCUAGAUUGCUUCUCCACCUCAUGCAUUUCAUCCUAUUUCAGAACUCCUUCCUAUUGGCAUUCUUCACAUGGACGUGGUGCAAGUAUGGGUUUAAAUCUUGCUUCCAUAGAACAACAAAGGACAUUGUUAUAAGAAUUGCAAUAGGCAUCAUGGUUCAACUUCUUUGUGGUUAUGUGACACUACCUUUGUAUGCCUUGGUCACACAGAUGGGCUCAUCAAUGAAGAAGGCUGUAUUCAAUGACAGAAUCAUUAAGGGACUAAAGAACUGGCAUGACAGUGCCAAGAGGAGUAUAGCUACCAGCAAAACCAAUUCAACUACCUCUUCUGUACAUAUCACCCCUUCCCACACUGAGGACACUUCAGUAUCUAAAGGAAAAGAGUUUGAAAGUGUAGAAUUUGAUCUUCCAUCAGAUGACUUCAGAAAUAAGAGUGUAACUGAAAUUAAGGAGGAAGAGAAGUUUGAGAAAGAAAUGGAUGACCGAGGAAGCUAUAAUGGAGAGAUAACUCUUCGUUGGCGAAAUGAGAUUGUUGCAGAGUUACCUGAAGAUAACCCUAGCUCAGCAGCUAUAGAUUCUGAGAAGUCUAGUUUGCAUCAGCCAUGA
This is a messenger RNA of Telopea speciosissima, 1605 nucleotides long. RefSeq names its product MLO-like protein 12. Bases 1 to 1605 code for a protein of 534 amino acids. The record is from RefSeq and is a predicted model, not a curated record. Gene Ontology annotation, biological process: defense response. The transcript has 14 exons. Gene Ontology annotation, cellular component: membrane. Lineage: Eukaryota; Viridiplantae; Streptophyta; Magnoliopsida; Proteales; Proteaceae.